Messenger RNA from Melopsittacus undulatus (budgerigar), 4211 nucleotides. It is a transcript of the gene TRABD, whose product is annotated as TraB domain containing. The transcript has 10 exons. Lineage: Eukaryota; Metazoa; Chordata; Aves; Psittaciformes; Psittaculidae. Bases 193 to 1278 code for a protein of 361 amino acids. The record is from RefSeq and is a predicted model, not a curated record.
CCGCCCCGUCCGUGAAUGACUAGUGCAGCAUGUUGUCCGGCUAGCGAGCCCGGCUGCCGGAGGUCUGUGGCGCUGCCGACGCCUUCUUCCGCAGCGCCUCCGCCACCGAGCACGUUCUUGUGUGAUUGGUGAAAAUAAGCCUACACUGCAGGGAUACAAGAGGAGCAACAGCCUGAGGCUGCUGCAGAUCCAAUGUCUUCCUCUGAUGCACCAGAAGAUGGCCCAAAGGAAACAGCAAGUGUAUCGCAGAAUAUCACUGAUGCAGAUGCAUUUAAAAUUCUCCUCGAGAUGAAGAUUAAGAAGAGACAGAAAAAGCCUACUUUACCAAGCACUGUGACUGAGCUUGACGCUGAGGAUGGUUCUAAAGUAUAUGUGGUUGGAACAGCCCACUUUAGUGACAGCAGCAAAAAGGAUGUAGUGAAGACAAUACAAGACGUGCAGCCUGAUGUAGUUGUGGUGGAACUGUGCCAGUACAGAGUUUCGAUGUUAAAGAUGGAUGAGAAGACAUUACUAAAAGAAGCCAAAGAAAUAAAUCUGGAAAAACUUCAACAAGCUAUAAAGCAGAAUGGAGUCAUGUCUGGAUUGAUGCAAAUGCUGCUUCUGAAGGUCUCUGCUCACAUCACAGAACAGCUGGGAAUGGCCCCAGGAGGAGAAUUCAGGGAGGCUUUCAAAGAGGCCAGUAAAGUCCCUUUCUGUAAAUUCCAUCUUGGAGACCGGCCCAUCCCUGUUACAUUUAAGAGAGCAAUUGCUGCACUUUCUUUCUGGCAAAAAGUCAAGCUUGCCUGGGGCCUUUGCUUCUUGUCUGACCCAAUCAGUAAAGAUGAUGUGGAGAAAUGCAAACAGAAGGAUUUACUGGAGCAGAUGAUGGCAGAAAUGAUUGGAGAAUUCCCUGAUCUUCAUCGAACGAUUGUCUCAGAACGAGAUAUUUACUUGACCUACAUGCUGAAGCAAGCAGCAAAGCAGAUAGAACUACCUCGAGCUUCAGAAAGUGAACCUAGAAAAUACAUCCCAGCUGUUGUAGUUGGUGUUGUUGGGAUGGGUCAUGUACCUGGAAUUGAAAAGAACUGGAACUCUGACUUAAACAUCCAGGAAAUAAUGAGUGUGCCUCCUCCAUCAGCUUCAAAUAAGAUUUUCAAAUUUGUCAUAAAAGCAACAGUUUUUGGACUGAUGGGAUAUGGCUGCUAUCGAAUAGGUCAAAGGACAGUGCAGUUUAUUCUCUCGAUGCCAGCAGCACAGAACUGUCUUCAGAAGCUGACAGAAAUAAGGUCUCAUCAUUGAACAUCAAGUGGAGGAACUGUAAGAAGAAAGUGGCUGAAAAAGGGUGACAGGCAACAGAUGUGAACUGGACUGAAAGAAGAGUGAGAUGAGGAUCCUAGUCAUGGAUGACUCAGAUUGGGCAACGCUGAAUCACUGUAUAAUAAAAUAUUUGAUACUAAAAUUACACCAGCUAUGAUCUAAUGAGUAGGUUUGAUUCCUGGUGUGUUGCAUGAAACCACAUGAUUCCAGAUUGAAGAAAUAUGUACGCAAAUAUAUAUAUUAUAUAUAUGCCUAUUGUAUAUAUAAUAUAUAUUACUGAUGAUGUAGUACAGCUUAAGGAGUGUUCAUGGCUUCUUUUCCAGAGGAACAGAAUGACACAAAGUAACCUAAUCAGCUGCAUCUGCUCCUAAGUUCAGGGACACUUGUCUUGAGUGAUUCUUUGCUUUUUUUCCCUUGGGUAUAAUAAUACCUAGUGAUCGUUUCUGGUGCCAGACACUUUUACACAUAACUUAGAAGGACGUCUUCUCAAUGUGUGUUUUAUACUUCAAACAUUUAGGCUUUUUUAAACUUGAGAGCUUUCAAACAAUUUCAGAACUGUACAGGCUGUCAUACGUACACUGCUCCAAUUUUUUACAAGCCUUACUGAAGAACAGGAACGUUGCCUUUAGAUUGCACCCCUCAUUACCACCACCACUUGGGUUGUUUUUCUCCUGCAUAGAGAAGGUAUAGCCACACCAUCAUAAUGCAAUGUGGUUUGUGUCAGAUGUUUACAGGACACUCUGUUCCUUUAGAUUAGCUUAUUUAAACUGUAUUAUUUAGCCGAAUCCUGCUGGAUUCAGUAUUGUAAAUUGAAGAGACUAGACAUACCAAAAUAUUGUUUUGUUGGUUGCUUUUCUUUUUGAGACUUUCUAGCUGGUAAAAUUCAAUAUAUUGAUGUUUUGCUUUAAGUUAUCUACAGCAUUUUAAGGUAUCUGCAGGUAUUUUAAAAGCUCUGUAGAUCUUGGAUUUCUGUGCUCAGGUAAUUUUACACAAACAAAAACAAAUUAAGGUAAAUUUUAGGUAUGAGCCUUAAACUUGGGUGGGACUAAUGCUGAAUGAUUGUCGCAGAGCAUUCUUGCAGACUUAAUGUUUUAUGCUUUUUAGCCAGAAGUAAUCACCCUGUAAGUCGUCUGUUCAUUACUCAGUCAUUUUCUUCAGUUAAUACCUUAAGUCGAUUGUUUUACUCUUUUUUUACAAAGCAUAUCAGCAGAUUCUUCAAGGAACCUGUUAGUGGAUGGAGAAUUUGCAGUUUACCUUCCUGCAUUUGCAAACUGGCAGAUCAUGUGCAUGCAGGAUUUACUCAAUGGCACUGGAAAGCCUGAUGAAUUUGCAGAGCUAACAAUCCUAUGAAUCCAUACACAAAUGCUCAGUGUUGUAUAUUCAAUGUUCUGUACUCUUUAUGUAACAUGAUCAGUGGUUCAGGUCCAUUCUUUUCUGUUCUAGUCAGUCCUUUCAGUCUUAACAGCAUUCUGUAAAAUUUAAAUACAUGUUGAAUUGUCCCAGCCCCUCCUCAACCCUAUAAAGCCAUAUUGUAUUCGUUUGGUGACAUGUACAUUUGUUUUAUGCAUUUGUACAUGUGAUGUAAAUCUGAAGUAUUUUUAACAAUGUGUGCCUUUACUCCAAAGUGAUUUAAAGUAAACAGCAGUAUGUUCUAUGAUAUAAAGAAUAAAAUAUUUUAACCACCCUUUCUGUUGAAGGCAUUUAUUUUCCUUAUCAGUAUUUGCAUUGAGAACAAACACUGGUUAGCUAGGUCUAGGACACGGUAAUUUCACCAUCUGACGCAUUUGUCUGAACAAGAAUGUCAGGUGGAGUAAAUACAUUCUACCGAGGGGCAUCUGAGCGUAAUCCUGAAGUAGAGAAACUGGUUUCUAUGUUCCUGGUUACUGGUAUGUUACCAUAUGUUACUGGUUAAAAGAGGAAAGGAUGAGUUUCCCUGCCCUACUGAACAUGCAGGGAGACUGACUUCUCAGUGUGAGUACGUAAAUUCAGAGUCCAGAGUCAGGCAUGGUGAGUUGACUGUUGUUGUUGCUGCUUUUCUUUUAACAUCACUCCAGUGCUCAGUCAUGCAAGGAGCUGACGGCCUUAGUCCCAGCCCAGCAAAGCGCUCACACAGGCCGAACGUCAGGCGCAAUCACCUGUGCUAAAAGUGCUGCCUUCUGCAUGGGAAUUACAGACUCAUUAAGUGGAAAAGGUGUUGAACUAAUGGCAAAAAGCAUUUAAUCUUUCAAACUGAGCCAGGUAAAUUAAUAUGACCAUUACCUAAAAAAAACCCAACUAUUAAUGAAGUAUUCAUACUGGCUAGAUAAGCUGCAUUCCAUACAGAUAAUGUACUAGCUGAGUACUCCACUCUUUGUAUGCUUUGUCAACCAGUGGUCCAUAUUUUUUGAUUGUGUGUGCAGCAAAGUGCAGUCCUGUUUCCCUUGAUCAGACAAAGUUCCUUCAGCACUUGGAGCUGCAUCUGCAAAGUAAACUGUUGCUCUAGUCGCAUACUGCCCAUGGGACCAGCAGAUAACCUGCACAGCACAUGAGCUGUCAAGCACUGCUCAGUCAGGCAGCCUUGGCUUACAUAUCCAGAGGACAGCUGCCUGCUCUGAGUGAAUUGUCCACCAGCAUGCUGCUGGCCAGGGUUGUGUUCAUGUCUCUUUCCUGUACUGAAUACUGAACCAAAUUUAAAAGUCUAUGUCUGAAGGUGACUAACACUGCCUAGAUUUCCACUGGAAGCUGUUUUUCUGUGUGUAUUGUCAAACAUAUAAAAGGUGCUGAGAAAUAUAUCAAGUUAUCUCAAAGUGCUGGGCAAUAGUGGGAACUACACGUGGAAAAGAAACAACACAUUGUCACUUAUGUAACUAUGAUACUCCUGUAUGUAUUUUCCUGUUUCUUUCUAAAACUGAAAUAAACUUUAAUUUUAGACUUUA